GUGGGGAAGGGCUUAAAGGCUGAGUCAAAAGCCAAGAAGUCUCUUUAUUUACGCCUACCUACCAGCCCCUGGCAAUCGGACUAUUAACAAACCGAGCUAACAAGAAAGACUAGAAAGAGCAGAGAGAACACAGAAGCAGCUUGAGUCUAAAAAUCUGAGAAACCAAGUAAUCAAUUCAAGCUCUGUUGAGCAUCUUGUUUGUUUACUGCAUCCAAAUGCUUGCAAACAGUUAACUAUAUGCAGAAAAGUCAGCAUAGCUGUGAAGUAUGCUGUGAAUUUUAAUUGAGGAAAAAGGACAACUGCUUACAGGAUGGUCUAAUGCGCACGCUGCCUGGAUUUUUUCAAUUGAACGCUUUGUACUUUGUCUUCUGAACAAGGAUUUUAACUUCAUGGAGCUGUAGUAUUACCACAGCUUGCAGCAAAGUGAAACUCAGAAGAAAGUGUGCAUUUUUUCACAGGGAAAAAUUACGUUGCAUUGAAACAGCUGCUCCAACUGUGCAUUACUGAACAUUUCAGGGAGUGUUACUGCUGUACAGAAUCUCCUGCGCAAGAUGAAGGUCUGGAUUUUUAUUCUAUGUUCAGUUGUGGUUGCAUCUGAUCCUUUCCAGUCACACACUUAUUUUUCUUCAGUCAGAGGAUCUUGUCAGAGCUUGUGUUCCUGUGAAGAAAAGGAUGAUACUAUGAUUAUAAACUGUGAAGAAAGAGGCAUCAAGAUGGUAUCAGAAAUAAAUGUCCCACCAUCACGACCGUUCCAUCUUAAUCUGUUAAACAAUGGCCUGACUACGUUACACAUGAAUGAUUUUGCUGGUCUUGUUAAUGCUAUCUCUCUACAUCUUGGUUUUAAUAAUAUUGCAGAUAUUGAGCCUGGGGCUUUCAAUGGUCUCAGCCUUCUUAAGCAACUUCAUAUCAAUCACAAUUCUUUAGAAACACUUAAAGAAGAUACGUUUAAUGGAUUGGAAAAUUUGGAGUUUCUUCAAGCAGACAACAAUUUCAUCACAGUGAUUGAAGCAAGUGCCUUUAGCAAGCUCAACAGGCUUAAAGUGCUUAUUUUGAAUGAUAAUGCCAUUGAGUAUCUUCCUCCAAACAUAUUUCGUUUUGUGCCAUUGACCCAUUUAGAUCUUCGUGGAAACCAGUUACAGACACUGCCCUAUGUUGGAUUUUUGGAACACAUUGGUAGAAUACUAGACCUUCAGUUAGAAGACAAUAAAUGGGCCUGUAAUUGUGAUUUGCUGCAGCUGAAAAUAUGGCUAGAAAACAUGCCUCCUCAGUCAAUAAUAGGUGACGUUAUAUGCAAUAGCCCUCCAGUUAUCAAAGGUAGCAUCUUAAGCCGGUUGAAAAAGGAAUCACUUUGUCCCACUCAUCCUGUAAAUGAGCUUGAAGAUCCUUCAGGCUCACUGCCCUUGGUUGUAACCACUUCUAUCAGUGACAGUCACCUAUCAACUAAGGUAAUUCCUAUCCUGAAAGCUCCUACUAAAGAACCAAAUUUAGUGCUUCAUACUUCAAAGCCUGUUACUCAGUCUCCAGGAAUCUACUGUCCUGUCCCCUGUCACUGCACCAGCCAUAUGCUCUCAGGAGUUCUCAUGCACUGCCAGGAGCGAAAUAUUGAAAGCUUGUCUGAUUUAGGACCCCCUCCUUCAAAUCCUAAAAAGCUAAUUCUAGCUGGAAACAUUAUUCAGACAUUACUGAAAUCAGAUCUUGUGGACUAUGUCAGCCUGGAAAUGCUUCACCUGGGGAACAAUCGCAUUGAAAUCCUCGAGGAAGGAUCCUUUAUGAAUCUGACCAGACUGCAGAAAUUGUAUCUCAAUGGGAAUCAUAUUACAAAGCUAAGUCAGAAUCUCUUCCUUGGCCUACAGCACCUUGAGUACUUGUACCUUGAAUAUAAUGCCAUCAAAGAAAUUUUGCCAGGGACAUUUAAUGCAACGCCAAAACUUAAGGUCCUCUACUUAAAUAACAAUCUUCUGCAGACUUUGCCUCCCCAUAUCUUUUCAGGUGUUCCACUCGCCAGGUUAAAUCUGAAAACAAACCGAUUUGCUCAUUUGCCUGUGAGCAAUGUCUUGGAUGAACUGGAUAUGUUGGUACAAAUUGAACUUGAAGACAACCCCUGGGACUGUACCUGUGAUUCAGUUGGGCUGCAAAAGUGGAUACAAAAACUGAGUAAGAAUACAAUGAUGGGUGAUAUUUUUUGUAAAUCUCCAGGACACCUAGCAAAAAAAGAACUGAAAUCCCUGAACAGUGAAGUCUUGUGUCCAGGUUUAAUAAGCAACCCUGCCCUACCAACUCACGCCAAUUUUAUAGUUGUGACGACUUCUUCUACUACUACCAACACUGCAGACACCAUCCUGCGGUCCUUAACAGAUGCUGUCCCACUUUCUGUUCUAAUAUUAGGACUUCUAGUUGUGUUUAUAACUAUUGUAUUUUGUGCAGCAGGAAUAGUUGUUCUUGUUCUGCAUCGGCGACGAAGAUGCAAAAAGAAACAAGAGGAUGAACAAAUGAGGGAUAAUAGCCCAGUUCACCUUCAGUACAGCAUGUAUGGGCAUAAGACAACACACCACACAACGGAGCGCCCAGCUGCAACUCUCUAUGAGCAACGUAUGGUUACUCCCCUGGUUCAGGUCUACCACAGCCCAUCCUUCAGCCCCAAGCAUACUGAACAGCAGGAGGAGGGAAAUGAGAAGGAACCUAAUGAUUCCAAACAUCUCCGACGUAGUCUCCUGGAAAGAGAGAACAGCUCACCUCUUACAGGUCCAAAUGUCAAAUAUAAGGCUACAGAUCAGUCUGCUGAAUUUUUGUCUUUUCAGGAUGCCAGCUGCUUGUAUAGAAACAUUAUUGAAAAAGAGAGAGAAUUGCAGCAACUAGGGAUCACAGAGUACCUAAGAAAAAAUAUUGUCCAACUCCAACCUGACAUGGAAGUUCAUUAUCCUGGAACACAUGAGGAGCUGAAGCUAAUGGAGACACUCAUGUACUCCAGGCCAAGAAAAGUUUUUCUAGAACAAACUAAAAAUGAGUAUUUUGAGCUCAAAGCUAAUUUACAUGCUGAGCCUGACUACUUGGAAGUCCUGGAGCAGCAAACAUGAAGUACUAAUAAGUUGGGCUGGGGCCAAAUUUCUGUAAUUUUAUUUUAAGUUGGAACCGUGUAAAUAAAAGUGCCUUAUGAUAACAUGUCAACAGUCAGAAUUUAAGCACAGCAGUAAUCCUACUAAAAAAAAACUCAGGGAUCACUGUGGGAAGCCAUGGGGUUGUGUGCAGGCAAUAUGUCUCACCCCAAGUUAAACAUGAACUUUGUGUGAUUGAACUGUGAGAGGAAGAUUGCUUAUUGCAAUAUUCCUCAACAUUAAAAAAAAAAAAAAUGUGUAUAGCACUCUCCAUUCUUUACCUAACCUAUGGAAAAAUAUUUGUUACCUUUGCUCUUUCUUUUUUUCCCUCAGUUUAAUUAGUUUCCUUUUAAAAAAACAAAACAAAACAAAACAAAACAACAAAA
Antrostomus carolinensis (chuck-will's-widow) is the source of this 3478-nucleotide messenger RNA. It is a transcript of the gene SLITRK6, whose product is annotated as SLIT and NTRK like family member 6. Gene Ontology annotation, biological process: axonogenesis; positive regulation of synapse assembly. Gene Ontology annotation, molecular function: protein binding. Bases 552 to 3074 code for a protein of 840 amino acids. NCBI's taxonomy places the organism in Eukaryota, Metazoa, Chordata, Aves, Caprimulgiformes, Caprimulgidae. The transcript has 2 exons. The record is from RefSeq and is a predicted model, not a curated record. Gene Ontology annotation, cellular component: plasma membrane.